This is a messenger RNA of Juglans regia (Persian walnut), 561 nucleotides long. RefSeq lists its product as uncharacterized. The record is from RefSeq and is a predicted model, not a curated record. NCBI's taxonomy places the organism in Eukaryota, Viridiplantae, Streptophyta, Magnoliopsida, Fagales, Juglandaceae. Bases 41 to 394 code for a protein of 117 amino acids. The transcript has a single exon.
AGUACUACUACACUUCCUUUCAAGUCCUCAAAAAGUAACAAUGUCUCCCAUGGUUUCUUUUUUGCUCAUCUUUUCCUGCAUGAUCACUAUUCUCUCCAUUGCUAGAGCUCAAGAUAGAGCUCAUGGUGUUGCUUAUGAAAGCCCAAUGGCCUUUUCACCAUCAGCAUAUCAUUUCUUCCAUCCUAACACGUCUCAAGAUUCCGACACCAAAGAUCAUUGUUCCCCAUCCAACUGCACGUCAUUGCCUGUGGCCGCAGAACCGCGAGUAACUGAAGCUGCUCAAGAAAAUGAGAGUAGUGCAUCGAAUUCCCAGCAAGGCAGGAGCCGAGUGGCAGCAGGUGUGAUUGCUGGCAUUGCGUCUGGCUUGGCAUUUGCUGUGCUUGGCUUCGCCUGAUGGCUGUUCGUGUGCUCACCUAACGAAGCUUUCUGAAGCUUGCGCCUCUACCUAUUCUUGUCUCUUCCUUUUCCUGUUUCGCUUUUGUUUCUUUGUAUCUGAUUCGGGUUAUGGUAUUUAUAAGCAGCAAUGCAGCAGCGAUAAGCUGCUUGGUAUUUGGCAAUAAA